Molecule: messenger RNA, 516 nt
Organism: Talaromyces rugulosus
Lineage: Eukaryota; Fungi; Ascomycota; Eurotiomycetes; Eurotiales; Trichocomaceae
Exons: 1
Coding region: 1-516 (171 amino acids)
Biological process (GO): vacuolar proton-transporting V-type ATPase complex assembly
Cellular component (GO): endoplasmic reticulum membrane
Source: RefSeq, a predicted model, not a curated record
AUGAGCACCUCAUUCUUCGAGGACCUCUGGUCCAGCGUCUUCACUCCCGGCCCAACGCCGGCUCUUCUUGUGGCUACCAACGCGACUUUUGCUGCCCUCCAGCUCGUGCUUUUCACCCUCUUGAUUGCGACACACAGCGUGCACCUUGUCGUGCUCUCAUUCCUCAGCGGCGCGCUCUGGUGGUCGAUAAACUGGUUUGCAAAGGAAGUUCGCGAGGUCCAGGCCGCCCAGCAAAAGGAAGAAGAAGAGAAGAAGAAGCUCGCCGAGCGCAACGACGACGACUCGUCAGCAGCCGAGAACAACAGUGGCUCGGAAACAGAGACAGAGACCGAGGGCGUGUCAGCAAAACCUAGACGACGCAGAGUGAACCAGCAACCUGAUAAAACUGCGCCUGCAACUGCUGUCGAUUUGCCUGGCGACGAUGGUAAUCUCAAAAAGCGGGAGAGCACAGGCAACGAGAGCUCCGGGUACACCAGCACCGAUAGCGAGUGGGAAAAGGUAGACAAGUCUGCUUAA